Bacidia gigantensis is the source of this 1749-nucleotide messenger RNA. RefSeq lists its product as uncharacterized. The coding region runs from base 1 to 1749 and encodes 582 amino acids. The transcript has 2 exons. Gene Ontology annotation, biological process: glycosaminoglycan biosynthetic process. The record is from RefSeq and is a predicted model, not a curated record. Gene Ontology annotation, molecular function: NAD binding; UDP-glucose 6-dehydrogenase activity. NCBI's taxonomy places the organism in Eukaryota, Fungi, Ascomycota, Lecanoromycetes, Lecanorales, Ramalinaceae. Gene Ontology annotation, cellular component: cytosol; nucleus.
AUGUCUACGCGCCCAACCAUGCUGGCAACGGAGAACAGAACAUUGAGUCACAAGCAGAUCCGACAUAUCUGCUGUAUCGGGGCCGGGUACGUGGGUGGCCCCACCUGCGCUGUCAUCGCCCACAAAGCACCUCAUAUCCAAGUCGACGUGGUUGAUCUAAACGCAAAGCGUAUUGCAGCAUGGAACUCGAACCAUCUCCCCAUCUACGAACCAGGCCUGCAAGAGAUGACACAACUGCCAAGGGACGGUACGCCUGAUCGACCCUCGAACCUUUUCUUCACGACCGACGUCAAGAGCUCAAUUGCCAAAGCAGACCUCAUCUUCCUCUGUGUGGCUACACCUACAAAAUACACGGGCACAGGAGCUGGACUUGCUGCGGACCUCGUCUAUGUAGAGUCCGCUACCCGCAUGAUUGCUGAGGCGGCGGAGGAUGACAAGAUCGUGGUGGAGAAGAGCACAGUGCCAUGCAAAACCGCUGCUAGCAUCCGCGAGAUUCUCUCGGCGGUGGGCAAACCUGGAGUGAACUUCGACAUACUAUCCAACCCUGAGUUCUUGGCCGAAGGGACAGCAGUCAGAAAUCUUCUCGAGCCAGAUAGGUUACUUAUCGGCUCUUUGACCAAUGAACGAGGUCUUCGCGCCGCUGCAUCACUGGUGGAUGUCUAUGCAAAUUGGGUUCCAAGGGAGAGAAUCGUAACCAUGCACCUCUGGUCAAGCGAGAUGGCUAAGCUUGCGGCCAACGCCUUGCUGGCUCAACGUAUCAGUAGCAUCAAUGCUCUAAGUGCAAUCUGCGAAUCUACCGGUGCUGAUAUUGACGAGGUAGCUUACGCUGUAGGCCUCGACAAACGGAUAGGUCCCAAGAUGUUGAAAUCAUCUGUUGGCUUCGGGGGCUCCUGUUUCAGGAAAGAUGUCCUCAACCUCGUAUAUAUCGCUCACACGCUUCAUCUUCCCGAAGUGGCCAGCUACUGGGAAGAGGUCGUCAAAAUGAACGAAUACCAAAAGGAGCGUUUCUGCAAGCGCAUCGUCAGCUGCUUAUACACCACUCUAACAGAUAAACGCGUUGCCAUCCUUGGCUUCGCCUACAAAAAAGACACCGGUGAUACUCGUGAAUCAGCCUCCAUCUCCCUGGUCAACUCACUCGUCGCUGAACAAGCCGACGUCCGCAUCUACGAUCCAAAAGUCGAAGAAGAAUCCAUCUGGACAGAACUAAAAUGGACGGCCAAAAACUUCGACGAAACCAAAAAACGCGUGACGAUCUGCAAAUCCGCCUACGAAGCCUGCGAGGACUCUCACGCCGCCAUUAUUGCCACCGAAUGGGACGAAUUCAACAACAAAGACACCGAAGUCCACAUCCGCGAAGUCAACGGCCUCGCUGUCAUCGGUCGCUCCCCAUCCAGCUACUCUACUGGCAGCGGCAUCGCCUUCUCCAACGGCAGUCUCGAGCAUAGCCCAGCGCCUAAGAUUUACACGAAUGGUCGCACCCCCACCCCCUCGACGCCGGACGCGAAAUUGAAAAAUUUGAGCUUGUACGAUAAUAGCGCCAUCAAUGGUUCUAAUGACGAGAAUAGCAAACCGAAUGGUUCGUCGCCGUUGAGGAAAGCGCCGUCCAAGCGCCUGGACUGGGCCCACGUCGCCAGCCUGAUGCGCAAGCCCAUGUUUGUGUUUGAUGGCAGGAAUGUCGUUGAUGCUGUCAAGCUUGAGCGUCUGGGGUUCAGAGUCGAGAGUAUUGGGAAGCCGAGCGUGAAAUCUUAG